Messenger RNA from Liolophura sinensis, 1687 nucleotides. Its product is annotated as trypsin-1-like. The transcript is spliced from 7 exons. Gene Ontology annotation, molecular function: serine-type endopeptidase activity. The record is from RefSeq and is a predicted model, not a curated record. The coding region runs from base 37 to 897 and encodes 286 amino acids. NCBI's taxonomy places the organism in Eukaryota, Metazoa, Mollusca, Polyplacophora, Chitonida, Chitonidae. Gene Ontology annotation, biological process: proteolysis.
GGGGGAGAAGAUAAACACAUCAGACGGGUGCAGCUCAUGGUGGCGAGCACAGCUGUCAAGAUCGCAACCAUGAUCUACAUAUGGUUCACCGUGGCUUUUUCUGCUGGACUCUUGGAGGCAGCUACUCAGUGUGGCCAGUCUGCCAUUUCUCCGAAAUUCUCGCGGAUUGUGGGUGGUCACGUGGCCGUACCUGGAUCAUGGCCCUGGUUGGUGAUGUUGAAUGAGGUGGGCGAACAAGCUUGUGGCGGAGCUCUCAUACACCCAUACUGGGUGGUCACGGCUUCUCACUGCUUUGAUGAGAAUAUCAGCAGACACGCCUCGCGUUGGGACGCUUACGUGGGUAAGUUUCACAUGAGCAGAAGAGACUCGACGGAACAGAAGGUUCGAGUCCGGCAAAUACUGAUGCAUCCUAGCUACGACAUUGACACCACUGAAAAUGACAUCGCACUUUUACUUCUGGAACAUCCUGUACAGUAUAACACCCACGUGAGCCCUAUCUGCUUACCGGACGGCAGCAAGAACAGACUCAGGCGGGGAGAUGUGUGUGUGGUCGCAGGGUGGGGUGAAACACAUGGUUCAUCUGAUGGGAGCGUUUUGAACCAGGUGCGCCUGCCCUUGCUUGGCGAUGACACGUGCCGACGAUCAGACUGGUACGGUUCCGAUUACUUGCCACAGACAAUGCUGUGCUUUGGGUAUGAGCAUGGGGGACACGAUACCUGCCAGGGCGACAGUGGUGGACCGCUGAUGUGCAAGAUAGAUGGUUCUUAUCACAUGAUGGGUGUGACUAGCUGGGGUGUGGACUGUGCGCGGCCUAAGCAACCAGGGGUUUACACAGACGCCUCUCUCUACACUAACUGGAUAAAAGAGACGAUGGCUCGUCACGGUCACCCAUUUUAAACAGAUUCCCAGGCAGCAACUAAAUGCAAAUAAUGUACGGGCAAUUCAGAUUUGGACAAAGUGGUCGGAAUAAAGUGUAAGGGAUGAUUCAACACCGAAAUCUGAACUGGAUUCAGUCAAUAAUGUGUAUGCCUUACCCAGCAACCAAAAAUACAUACACACUAUAACCCAAGUUGUUGUAUGGAUUUAAAGUUACGUAGACGGUUACAUGAGUUAUUAUCUGGACGAUGUUUUCUUUUGCUAUAGGCAGUUCACUGUAUCGACAUGUAUAUAAGGUACUGGGAAUGCCACAUUAGAGUUAGACGCCAGACUUCCAUAACCGUGCGAGAAAUCAUGUGAACCAAAACUGGCCUGGUCUGCUUUUAAGUGAAGCACACCUGUUUCCUUUAGGUCUGAUUAAUUGCAAUAAUUUGUACAAUAAUCUUCAGUCUAGCCAUAGUAAGACAAUCACGAUCCUACGCAGAUUUCCCAUGAGUGUGCCUGUGCGUGGCAUUGUUUACAGAACUCAGACAAUUGCAUUUUACACGCGAUCGAGUUAGAGUCUUUACGGAGUUCCUACUUCUGAUGCUUCUCAUGAUACUGUAUGCCGUUGGUCAAUACGUGUCAACAUAAAAAAGUCACGACAAAAUAUAGGAUGGCUAAAGCUAUGCCUAUCGUUGUAUAUGCAUGCCGCAGGACCUUUUGAAUAGCCUUAUCCACUUUACUAUUCGUUUAGUGUUUGUGAAUGGGGUGUAUGGCUUAUGUCCAUAAAUCCUCCAUAACGCUCAUAAAGCACAUGGCUUUAUGAGUU